Molecule: messenger RNA, 2763 nt
Organism: Saccharomyces cerevisiae S288C
Lineage: Eukaryota; Fungi; Ascomycota; Saccharomycetes; Saccharomycetales; Saccharomycetaceae
Gene: BUL2
Product: ubiquitin-ubiquitin ligase BUL2
Exons: 1
Coding region: 1-2763 (920 amino acids)
Biological process (GO): protein ubiquitination
Cellular component (GO): cytoplasm
Source: RefSeq, marked reviewed
AUGACUUUUACAUUCUCCACUUCAUCAAGGAAAAAUGGGAGACCUCCUUUAAAAUCAGUUUCUACGGAAGAUAACAUUCAUCUAUUGAGGAAGCGGCGUCAACAGCAGCUGUCAAGUAAUUCUACAGAUAAUUCGCUGCAUCCAAAUAGUGGGCAGACUCCACGUGCAAGUGACAGCCAGGACGAUGACAUACGCAGCGCUUCAACAACCAAUUUAGACCGUUUACGACAAGAACGAGAGGAAAAUUCACUGGAAAUGGACUGCACACAGUCAAGAUUAUCUCAUAGAGCAAAUAUGCUAGUGGAUGUCCUACCAUCUUUUGAGAUGUAUAAUGCCUUGCACAGACACAUACCUCAAGGAAACGUUGAUCCCGAUAGACAUGAUUUCCCCCCUUCUUAUCAAGAAGUUCGCACUCAAAGAAUGACUAUAUUGCCCAGCAAUGAUAAUUCCGUGGAAAGGUCACAAUUGACAGCAGUGCCAGGAUCCGAAAACGCAUGUAAUAAUGCGACUGCCCAUUCUCUUACCAACCUACAUCCUCUACAAACACAACAUCUUACAAUAAACAGUACAAGAAGUGGUGGACAGUCGCUCCAUUCUUCAUCAGACACCAAUAUCAGUCAAAUACCGUUCGAAGAUGAUCUAAACGACUCGGAUAACAUUUUUAUAGACAAGUUAUACACCUUACCCAAGUUAUCCACUCCUAUCGAAAUUGAUAUAAGAAUAACGAAAACUGCAUCAAUACCUCAUGAGCGUCCUGAGGAACAGUCAAUAUUGAAGGAAUACACCUCGGGUGAUAUUAUUCAUGGUUAUUGUUUAAUUGAAAAUCGGUCCUCUCAACCACUGAAAUUUGAAAUGUUUUAUGUCACUUUAGAAGCGUACAUAUCUGUAAUUGACCGUCAGAAAGGGAAAAGAACGUUAAAGAGAUUUUUAAGAAUGGUCGAUUUGAGCGCAUCUUGGUCUUAUACAAACAUAACCCCAAGUACGGGUAUUAAUAUUGUCCCCGGUGAAAGGGAUUUUGACGAUGCCAUCAUUGGUCUUUCAAACAGCAGAGAAUUGAAGCCGAACACAAAGUAUAAGAAAUUCUUCAUGUUCAAGCUUCCUACACAGUUAUUGGACGUGACUUGCAAACAAGAGCAAUUCUCACACUGCCUUCUGCCUCCCAGCUUUGGUAUCGACAAGUAUAAAAAUAAUUGUAAAUACUCUGGCAUAAAAGUAAAUAGUGUCCUUGGCUGUGGGCAUUUAGGUACAAAAGGUUCACCCAUUCUGACACUUGACAUGGCAGAUGAUAAUUUAUCAAUAAAUUAUACAAUUGAUGCCAAAAUUGUCGGUAAAGAUAAAAGAACAUCUAAGCUGAAUAUUAUGAAAGAAAAAGAAUAUAACUUGAGAGUUAUGCCCUUCCCCUUUGCUGGUGUCACUAAUCAACAAAACGAGAAAACGUGUUUGAGACAACUGAAAAAUUUGGAAAGCUUGAUUGAAGAUAGAUUUGAAGCUUUGAACAAGAUUUUCAAGAAACUGGAAUUAAAUGAGGCCAUUUCGAAUGUAGAUAUUCAUGACACAGAUAUAAGCGGGACUUUGGACGGUAAUGAAGAUUUGGAUUCCGAUGAGAUAUUAAGACGUAAGCUAGAUCAACUGCACAUCAAUAACAGGAUUGAUGAUACCGCCAGCCAAUCACCAUCCUAUGACUCCAAAAAUAUGGCUCCAAAGGAAAACCUAGUCGAGACUGAGUUACGCUAUAAGUUUAAAAAUAAGAAUAAAUCAAAUUCAAGUUUAUUUUCUCAUUUUUUGAGUUCAUCAGAAACGGGGUCAUCUUCAACUGGUCCACAUGUAUAUAAUUCCGGAUUGAUUGUAUUAUCAGUUAAAAAACCGCAAUCUACAUUACCUUAUUGGUCACCAUCAUUGUUGAGAAAAACCAACAAAUUUGAAGCAAAGAGUGAACAAGAAAAGGAAAACUGGCAAAGGUUAAUGGGCAUGCUUCCAGAAGGAGUGAAAACCCCACUGACCAAGUUAGAUGUACAUUUGACUUGUAUCCAAUCUAAUAAUAGUGCAGGACAUAAGCCGCCAGAAAUAAGCUCUGUAACGACAGAAUUUGUGGUCAUCACAGCAAAGUCUGAUAAUUCGAUUCCUAUCAAAUUCUGCACUGAACUGUUGAUGAAUGAGAAUAGAUUAAACAAACUAAAGACAAAAUUUUUGACGUAUCAGAAAAAAGUUCAUGAAUAUCGUAAAAAAUUUGAAGAAAACCAUGCGAAGCUAAACGAGCUUUAUAAUAGAAAUAGAGAUCAUUUCACUCCAAAAGAGCUUUUGUUCACAAAUUUCAUAUCUGAUCAAAUAAACAAUGAUAUUGACAGUUUAGCUGGAUUAAAAGUUAACAUUAUUGAUUUACAUGAUAUCUUCAAAAAGCAAAUACAUACUUUUGAAGAAGAAAACGAGGAUAUUAUUUCGAAGAAAGGAAGUUCCAAUCCUCCUUCCGCGUCAUCCAGUAAUAAUAAUUUCUUACAAGCAACAUUUAGCAAUGGUGCAUCCACCGCUACUAAGUUUACUCAGCAAAUUGUGCAUGAAUGGGAAAAAGUUAAGCCAUUACAGUAUAAGAGGGAUGUUACAGUUAAUUUGAAGCUCAACCCCAACAUUAAAGAAACGUUAGUGCCCAAUCUUGAAACGUGUUUGUGUUGUAGAUUUUAUUGUGUUCGAGUAAACAUCAAAUUUGAUAACCACUUGGGUUCUAUGAAAGUUGAUAUUCCGGUUGAUGUGAAAAAGUUACAAAUUUAG